UGCAACGCACUAGCCGGCUCCCGAGCGUGGGAAAGUCUCUGGACCAUCAUCCUUAGCCGCAAGUCCCCGUGGACACCUCCCGCCCGAGGUCUCCCCGUAACUCCUGUCCUGUCCUGAGUGGGCGGGGCCCGCAGCUGCUUCCCAGGUGGGGCUUCAUCGGGUCCUAGUGCCGCCAGCUCGGACAGUCGCUGCCAACCGGGACGGGCGCUCACUCGCUUCUCCAGUGUGGGGAGACCGGCAGCCACUCGGCCGGCCAUGAGGGGCACGCCCCUGCUCCUCGUCUCUCUGCUCGCUCUGCUUCCGCUCGGGGACUGCCGCCUGGCCAAUGCAGAGGAGAAGCUGAUGGAUGACCUCCUGAACAAAACCCGAUACAACAACCUGAUCCGCCCAGCCACCAGCUCCUCUCAGCUCAUCUCCAUCCGCCUGGAGCUAUUACUGUCCCAGCUCAUCAGUGUGAACGAGCGAGAACAGAUCAUGACCACCAACAUCUGGCUGAAACAGGAAUGGACUGACUACCGCCUGGCCUGGAACAGCUCCUGCUAUGAAGGGGUGAACAUUCUGAGGAUCCCCGCGAAGCGUGUCUGGUUGCCUGACAUCGUGCUAUACAACAAUGCCGACGGGACCUACGAGGUGUCUGUCUACACCAACGUCAUCGUGCGCUCCAAUGGCAGCAUCGAGUGGCUGCCGCCCGCCAUCUACAAGAGCGCCUGCAAGAUUGAGGUCAAGCACUUUCCCUUCGACCAGCAGAACUGCACCCUCAAGUUUCGCUCCUGGACCUACGACCACACAGAGAUCGACAUGGUCCUUAAGUCACCCACAGCCAUCAUGGAUGACUUUACCCCCAGCGGCGAAUGGGACAUUGUAGCCCUCCCGGGACGAAGGACGGUGGACCCACAGGACCCCAGCUACGUGGACGUGACCUAUGACUUCAUCAUCAAGCGCAAGCCGCUCUUCUACACCAUCAACCUCAUCAUCCCCUGCGUGCUCAUCACCUCGCUGGCCAUCCUGGUCUUCUACCUGCCCUCAGACUGCGGCGAGAAGAUGACGCUCUGCAUCUCGGUGCUGCUGGCGCUCACCUUCUUCCUGCUGCUCAUCUCCAAGAUCGUGCCUCCCACCUCCCUCGACAUACCACUCAUCGGCAAGUACCUCUUGUUCACCAUGGUGCUGGUUACCUUUUCCAUCGUCACCACUGUGUGCGUCCUCAACGUGCACCACCGCUCCCCCAGCACUCACACCAUGGCGGCCUGGGUCCAGGAGUGCUUCCUGAACAAGCUGCCCACUUUCCUCUUCAUGAAGCGCCCAGGUCUCGAAGGCAGCCCAGCGGGGGGACCUCACCCCAGCCAGCCGCACCUGACCAUGGCCGAGGCUGCAGCCACCUCUGCCUUAGGCCCCACCAGCCCAUCCAACCUCUAUGGACAUUCCAUGUACUUUGUGAACCCUGUCCCCACAGCUUCUAAGUCUGCAGCCAGCCCCCACGCAGCGGGCCUCCCCAGGGAUGCCCGGCUGAGGUCCUCUGGGAGGUUCCGGCAGGACCUGCGGGAAGCUUUAGAGGGUGUCACCUUCAUCGCCCAGCACCUGAAGAGUGACAACCAGGAUCAGAGUGUCAUCGAGGACUGGAAAUUCGUCGCCAUGGUGGUCGACCGCCUGUUCCUGUGGGUGUUCGUGUUUGUGUGCAUUCUCGGCACCAUGGGGCUCUUCCUACCUCCCCUCUUCCAGGUCCACGUGCCUUCCAAGGGCUCCUAGGCUACCCAGCAUGCCACGGGCCCCUGGGUGGUAGUGAGAUGACAUGAGCAGCCACGUGGGCAGUUUACUGCUUCCUCUGGGUCACAGCCAGCGAGGCCCUAAGUAAAGAUGUGACCGUUAGCAGUCAACCUAGCAAACCAGCCACAGCCAUGAGACGGACACAGAGAGAGGUGGCUUGCACUUCUGAAUGCCUUCAAGGAAGCCCCUGAAGGGAGUGGGGGGGAUCAGGUCUCCAAAGUCCAGCCUGGCCUCCUUCUUCCCGUGUGCCAGGCACUGGAGUCAGUCAUACAAGCAGCAGCUGCUGUGCUGCUUGUAUAUCACGGAUGGUAUAUCAUGCCAUCAUACCCCGGCCUGUCUUUCCAUCAUCUCCCUCCAACCCCCGCUACCCACUAGAUUCCUGGGUCUUCUUUCAUUUCUCCACAUUUGCAGAUUCUCCCAGAUUCUCUUUAUCUCUGCUGUAGCUCCUGCCCAAACCUCAGAGUCUUCCCAAGCGUUUCACAUAGCUGUACUAAUCAGGGCUCUACUCCCGUGAUCCUCUGCUCCAAUGUUACUUCCCUGUAGAGGCCUUCCCUCAUCACGUUCCAUAACCGCAUUAAACCUCCAGCUUCCUUGAGUGCUCCCUGUCAGUACCCACCAUUCUUAGUUGGCAACACACCAGUCACCGCACCUUGCCCGUGGGAGUGUGUGUUCCACAGGGCUGGGGUGUGUGAGUUCACAUUCACUCUAGAGCGUGGGACAGAGCUCUGAGCUCAGAAGUUGCAAAAUAAAUGUUGGUUGAAUGAAGGGCUCCUACUCUCCCUCAGACGCUGGUGCGCCCUCUGAGGAGCUGUCCUUGGUCCCCAACCUCUAGAAAGAGUGGACUUCUCUGGGGCACCACAACUCUGGCGGCUUUCUGCCUUCAGGUCAUGGUCGGUUUGGGCCUGUCUCUUUCACACACAGUGAUCCAUUGCUUUCACAGAACCUGCCCCCUUGCUGACACUCAAGAUAUUUCUGCAAUUAAGGAGAAUAUUUAACUUUUUAAAAAACAUUAUUCUGUGUGUAUGGCUGCUUUGCCUUCUCUUUGUGUGUGCACUGCGCGCAUGCCUGGUACCCUCAGAGGCCAGGAAAGGGCACUGGAGUCCCUGGAAGUGACAGAUGUGAGCCCCCAUGUAUAUGGUGGGAACCAAACCUGGGUCCCCUGGAAGAGCAGCCAGUGCUGUUGACUGCUGAGUCUUCAGCCCCUGAAGGAGACUAUUUUAAAGAACUUUGUUUUUAAAUUUAUCAUACAAUAAAGUUGACUUUUUUUUUAACACUUCAACAUAAGUAUACAUUUGUAGAAGCAUCAUUGAC
Molecule: messenger RNA, 3072 nt
Organism: Psammomys obesus (fat sand rat)
Lineage: Eukaryota; Metazoa; Chordata; Mammalia; Rodentia; Muridae
Gene: Chrnb4
Product: cholinergic receptor nicotinic beta 4 subunit
Exons: 6
Coding region: 256-1743 (495 amino acids)
Biological process (GO): chemical synaptic transmission; regulation of membrane potential; nervous system process
Cellular component (GO): postsynaptic membrane; neuron projection; synapse
Molecular function (GO): acetylcholine-gated monoatomic cation-selective channel activity; transmembrane signaling receptor activity
Source: RefSeq, a predicted model, not a curated record